AUGCUAUCAACAUUGUCUUAGCAACAUUAACCAUUUCAAAUGAAUCUGAAGUAAGAAAAGAUGCAAGAAGGUUAAAAGAAAUACAAUUAACUAAUAAUAAUUGUUCUGAAUAUGUUACAUUUUCCUAUAUUAUCCCCUUUAUUUUAGGAUUGAUAAAUAAGUUAGAUUGCUCUACAGACUAUUUUGAUGAAUCGAAUGACAUAAAUUUUGAAACUUCUGACCUAGCAUUCGACAAUAAUGUUGGAUUUGUUGAUGCACAGGAAGAGGAAAAAGGUAGUCCUAAAGAAAGAAAAAUUAAAAUCAAUACACCUAUUGACAUUACUAACAUACAAUGCAAAAUUAAGAAUGCAUUAUAUAAUGCACUCUUACACUAUUGGAAUUUUUCAAAGGAAGAAUUAUUUCUUGCAUACCUUCUGAAUCUGAGAUUUAAAAAAUUAAGAUUUGCAACAUCAACUCAACAACUCAAAGCAAAAGCUGUACUUUGA
Messenger RNA from Cetraspora pellucida, 485 nucleotides. Lineage: Eukaryota; Fungi; Glomeromycota; Glomeromycetes; Diversisporales; Gigasporaceae. The record is from the annotation of a GenBank genome assembly.